Molecule: messenger RNA, 3493 nt
Organism: Diachasmimorpha longicaudata
Lineage: Eukaryota; Metazoa; Arthropoda; Insecta; Hymenoptera; Braconidae
Gene: TM9SF3
Product: transmembrane 9 superfamily member 3
Exons: 7
Coding region: 211-1968 (585 amino acids)
Biological process (GO): protein localization to membrane
Cellular component (GO): membrane
Source: RefSeq, a predicted model, not a curated record
AGAAUGAUCAGCUAUCAGCUAACUCUCCGAUCGUAAUAUCAAAGUGUGUACUCGUGUCGGCUUUCGUUGACUUGUCUACGUGAAACUAUAGGAACUUUAAUGAUAUUUUGGACAUGUCUGGGGCCGUCUCCCCAAUUAUUUAACCUAAUUUCGUUGAUUUAGUGCCCCUAGUUGAACGUUCAAAUACAAUUAUACGAUUAGGACCUAAAUAUGUUAGGAACACGCCAAUUUUUAUUAAUUCUGGCAUUCUGUCUGGUUCAUCUCGUCAGUACUGAUGAACACAAUCAUGUUUACGACGAUAAUGAAGAAGUUGUACUGUGGAUGAGCACAGUGGGCCCAUACCACAACAGACAAGAGACUUACUCCUACUUUUCUUUGCCAUUCUGUUCUGGACCCAAAGGAAUGAUUGGCCACUAUCAUGAGACUUUGUCAGAAGCUCUGCAGGGCAUUGAGCUCAAGUCCAGUGGGCUUGAGAUAGAAUUUAGAGCCGACGUAGCUAAGACCGAAUUCUGUGGACUAAAGCCACUGGAUGAAAAUCACUUGAAGGCAUUCAUUUAUGCUGUGAAAAACCAGUAUUGGUAUCAAAUGUACAUAGAUAAUCUUCCAAUUUGGGGAGUUGUAGGUGAACCUGAAGAGAACAAUGGCGAAAUAUCCUAUUUCAUCUGGACGCACAAGAAGAUCGACAUUGGUUACAAUGGCAAGCAAAUUGUCGACGUCAACGUAACAAGUGAGAGCAAAGUGAAAUUACUACCAAACGCUCGCAUAGCCUUCACGUACGAAGUUAACUGGAGAAAGAGUAGUGUAAAAUUCGAGGAUAGAUUUGACAAGUACUUGGAUGCCAACUUCUUCCAGCAUCGAAUUCACUGGUUCAGUAUUUUCAACAGUUUCAUGAUGGUGAUAUUUCUGGUGGGCCUUGUCUCCAUGAUUCUCAUGCGAACAUUGCGGAAGGAUUAUGCGAGAUACAGCAAAGACGAGGAGAUGGACGAUAUCGAGAGGGAUUUAGGGGACGAGUAUGGCUGGAAGCAAGUGCAUGGGGAUGUCUUUCGACCUGCUAGCUAUCCAAUGCUCUUCUCAGCACUUGUGGGCUGUGGUUAUCAAGUCACAUUUGUUGUACUUAGUGUCAUCAUAUUUGCAAUUCUUGGAGAAUUGUACACCGAGAGGGGCUCGAUGCUGUCAACUGCUAUCUUCAUGUAUGCAGCUACAUCACCCUUGAAUGGCUAUGCUGGAGGUGGCCUCUAUGCCAGGAUGGGGGGCAGAGUUUGGAUUAAACAGAUGAUUCUAAGUGCUUUCAUGCUCCCUGUCAUGGUCUGUGGAACAGCAUUCUUCAUCAAUUUCAUUGCUAUCUAUUACCAUGCAAGUCGGGCUAUUCCAUUUGGAUCAAUGGUGGCAGUGACUUGCAUCUGCAUAUUCGUCAUUCUCCCCCUGACCCUGGUGGGCACAAUUCUGGGACGAAACCUGGCGGGGACUCCAGAUGCACCUUGUCGUGUCAACGCAGUUCCUCGGCCCAUUCCCGAGAAAAAAUGGUUCAUGGAACCACUCGUGAUCAUCCUCCUCGGGGGUAUACUUCCAUUCGGCUCAAUAUUCAUUGAAAUGUAUUUUAUAUUCACAUCCUUCUGGGCGUACAAGAUCUACUACGUCUACGGAUUUAUGCUUCUCGUAUUCAUCAUCCUUAUGAUCGUAACUGUUUGCGUAACUAUUGUCUGCACGUAUUUCCUGCUCAAUGCCGAAGACUACAGAUGGCAAUGGACUAGUUUCUUAGCUGCUGCUUCCACUGCGGGAUACGUCUAUAUUUAUUCAUUCUACUAUUUCUUUUUCAAAACAAAAAUGUACGGCCUCUUCCAAACUGCCUUCUACUUUGGUUACAUGGCACUCUUUAGCUUAGCACUUGGAAUAAUGUGCGGUACGGUAGGAUAUAUCGGUACCAACGCAUUCGUCCGUAAAAUUUAUUCAACAGUUAAAAUAGAUUAAUUCUGCCCAUCCCCCGCCCCUCCCAUAAUUAUUUACAAAUAAAUAAUGUACGUGUGCAUGAGAAUGAAUACAAGAAGAUAAAAUCGAAUGACGGAAAUCUGUGCUCAGUGUCUGUGCUGCGUCAACAAAUUUUGUUCCAUUGACACUGUGAUAUUGUAGAAGACGUCCAAUUGAGUGAUAGUGAAGUCAUCUCUACCUCCUGUGGACUCCCAUCACCAUUCACUGAAUUGGACAGACUUUAUCAUAACAAUUUUAUUGUACGAUAUAUAAUAUAUUCUCUUUUGUUUAGUACCGUAGCGCUGAUUAUCCCCCGAAUAUCCAGGUUGAUGAAUUUUCUAAAGUUAUGAGCCAGUAUUGCGAUCGAAAUAGAGCAGUCUUUUUAAAGGAAACUCGAUGAUGAAUUACUUUGAGUGUAAAACAUCACAUUCGGUGCAAUAAAUAAAUCUGAUCGAACGAAUCUUCCUUCCAUUAAUCCUUCAGGCGAUUACAUUUUUAAUCUAGAGACCGAAUAUAUUCUUCUCCUGUCGUUAUCGAGGUUCUUUUCCAUUAAAUUUUUGUAUCUACAAAACCGUGGAGUUUUAAAUGUUUUUUUGUCACUGAAAGAACCCUAAAAAUUAUAGAAAUAUAUAUUUUUGAACCAGAAAAAGUAGGGAAUUUUUUUAAAGAGCCUUUUAACGGAUACCUCGAAAUAAAUGAGUAGAGGGAUGAAUUAGACCUGCGCCAUUACUACGGCAAAUAGUGGCCAGGUAACAUCAACAUGGGAAAGGGAGCAAAACAUGCUGAAUCUCACAAUCCUUCGUACAGCGCUCUUUUAAUAGAAAGAAUUGCAAAAAUUUUUUUAGAAUUGUUUCCUAUUUUUGCUCAGUUUUUAGAAGUAUAUAAUUACAAUUUUUGGGGAUCACAUAAAGACAGAAAAUCAAUUUAAAAUUAUUGGACUUCAAAAAUUGAAGAAUCAAAUGAAAAACAACGUAGAUAACAUUCGGAGAGAAAUAUAUCGGGGCUUAGUGAAUAAAGUUAUUUUACAACUGAAAAUUCAUCAGGUUUUCCUCUUGGAUUUGCAAAACAAGUAGACGAUUAUGCACGACAACAGCACAAAGAGUAAUUGUAAACGUGUAUAAUGUAAAAAUAAAUUCAAGCAAACAAUCUGCUCGACGUCUGUGCGGGUGCAAAAUGUCAGAAUAACGCCAGAUACUUACUAGUUUUUCCUAGUGGGUGUAAUGCCCAUUUUAUCAUAAUUUUCCUUCUAAAAAAAUCACGUAGAUAUAAAUCGUCAUACUAUUGGCCAAUGAAUUAAUUUAUAUUAAUGUAGUGUAAAUCGUGAAGGAUAUCAAAAGGAGAGAUGAAUCAUUGUGACGUGGUGACAUAUAAUACUGAUAUACUUGUACAAAGUUUUUCUCAAUCAAAAAUCAUUUCAUUUAUAUUUUCUGUUAUCAAAAUUGAUACAUGUAUUUAUCUCGCAUAUGAUUACCAUUAUCAAAUUUUUUUUCUUUUGUCGUGGAGAAAUAUAAAAUUUCUACUAAUAUAA